Molecule: messenger RNA, 2646 nt
Organism: Pungitius pungitius (ninespine stickleback)
Lineage: Eukaryota; Metazoa; Chordata; Actinopteri; Perciformes; Gasterosteidae
Gene: hykk.2
Product: hydroxylysine kinase, tandem duplicate 2
Exons: 5
Coding region: 162-1250 (362 amino acids)
Molecular function (GO): amino acid kinase activity
Source: RefSeq, a predicted model, not a curated record
AUUGUCAAUCUCUUAUGCCAUUUUAUAUUAUUAUGAUUUUUGACUCAAACAGGAUGUGGAUACUUUCUUUUAGUGGCGUCGUUAACUUGAUGGAUAAGAAGAGGACACGCCGCGGUACUUGUGUCAUUUCCCCGUUCUUCCACCCAACGUGAGCAGCAAUAAUGGCAACGUUACAUUCCAAGCCAAACUUCAGCGACGCUCAGGUGGUUGAAAUGGUGACGAGACUCUUCAACCUGAUGCCGUCCGAAAUCCGCUCCCUCCCCAGCUACGAUGACCAGAACCUCUACGUGUCCUGCGUGGAGGGUGGCGAGUACGUGCUGAAGAUUAUGAACUCGGAGGACAGUAAGAACCCUUCCAUGAUUGAGGUGCAGACGUACGCCAUGUCGGUCCUGCACCAGAAUGGACUUCCUGCUCAGACAGCCCUGCCGAAUGCUGCAGGACAGCUCAUGAGCCUUGAAGAAAUAGACUGUGGCCAUGGCGUUCAGAAGUACCUGGUGAGGCUGCUGACUUAUUUGCCAGGAACGACUAUUUCCAAGGUUCCUCUAACUCCUCAGUUACUUUAUGAAACGGGCAAGAUGGCAGCCAGAAUGGACCAAAUUCUACAAAAGAUGGAACACCCUCAUCUCGGCUUGCUGGAGAGAGGGACGCUCAUAUGGAGUCUUUCAAAUCUUCUCCAACUGGAAGCAUACGUUAAUAUAUUAGAAGGAGAUCCUCUUGAGGAGAUUGUGAAGUCUGUCAUUCACCAGUACAAGACCUCUGUGAUGCCCAGACGCUCCAAAUUCCGCAAGUGCAUUAACCACGGUGACUUCAACGACCUCAAUGUGCUCGUUCAACUUGAUGAGAGCGCCGGCCACAGGAUUUCUGGCAUCCUCGACUUCGGGGACAUGAACAGUGGCUACUACAUCCACGAGCUAGCUAUCACCAUCAUGUACAUGAUGACGGAGCACCCUGAACCUGUGGAGGUGGGUGGACCCGUCCUGGCCGGCUGGGAAAGCGUUCUUCCCCUCGAUGAGACGGAGAAGGACUGCCUCUACGUGCUGGUGCUGUCGCGCUUCUGCCAGUCGCUGGUCAUGGCUCGUCACUCUGUGAAAAUGCACCCGGAAAAUGCAGACUAUCUGAUGAUUUCAUCCCGGAGGGGCGUCCACAUUCUCCGUCAACUGUGGGAGCUCGGAAAGGAGCAGGUGGAGAAGGUGUGGUUCCAGAGCGCGGCUCAACUCGGAGCCAUUCGUACAUCUUCAACGCGCUGUUGAGGUACCCACCAAAGAUGCUCGAGAUGCGCCACACCCAAUAACAAUUUCUUUAAACUGGGUGAAAUAUAAAUAUUACAUUAAUCUGGGGUAACCCUCAUUACAAAAAUUCUCCUGCGGCUUUAAAUGCAUUGGUUUAGGGAUAAAGUGAAUCAAAAAAGCUUCUUGUUAUUCUCUUUAUGUAAUAAAUUAAUAUUGCAUUCAGGGAUUGCAGCGGUUAUUUUUAAAACCAUUUUUUGUAAUGUAAUGUAAUGUCAACUUAAUGAUCAUAACCUUAAUGUAUUAUUAUGUUCGUAGUAUUAAUUAAGUAUAAGUAUUAAGUAAUCAAGUAUUAAUUGAACUCUGAUCGAACGAUUCUCAGUCAGCAUGGGAAACUGAUUGUAGGUGCAUAUAUUGCAAUAAUAGUAAUUGAUGGGGAGACAUCCUGUUCGAUAAAAAGGCCUCACAGGAACCUUUGGUAGAGGGCUAACUUGUAAGUGUUAAUAAUUAAAAUUGUUUAUUCAAUUGUAAAUGAUUAGUUGUCUACCGUAUGGGCUCGAAGGUUAAAGAACGGGUAAAAUGAUAUGAAUGGGAGGGGGCAGCAUAAGUCGGGGCUCUUUUUACUUUGUCUGAUUGUCUGAUUUAAACGAUUUACAUUUUAUCAUUUAGUUAGCUUUUUUGUAAACUUUUAUCUUCUUUUGAUUGCAAUAGCCAAAUAAAACAGUUUGUACUUUGUACAUUCCAAAACAAAGUUCGUCUUGAUUCUCUCUGAGAGUUUCUCCAUCGUAAAGACAGCUCCUCCCCGGGCUGACAGUAGUAAAUGAUUGAUCAUAAAUCUAAAGUUAAAAGGGUUUGCUCAGUACAAUGCAAUUGAUUAAUCUGGUUGGGUCAGAUAGUUUGGAUGCGUUGCUUGUUGUUCCUUCACGAGGCUGCAUUGUGAUUAUACUGCUCAGAGAACCUAACAGAAAACCUCAAGCAUGUAUUCGAUUCAGAUAUCAUACUGUCCUUGAAUUGCUUUCUGCUGCUCAGUCAGAUACCACCUUUUUCUCUUUGGUCAGUUGCAAAACCAUGAUGCUCCCUGACAAUUUCACUCUAAAAUAUAAUAUUGAUGGUCAUAUUUAGCCACCAUUAUAAUUAAUGAGGAAACUGGUUUUAAGCAACUAUUAUUACCCAACUACUGUAAUUACUAAAGCACAAAUCUUUUAAGAUGGCACAUGCCAUUUGAAGUGAUAUAAUAGUGACUUAGUGUCCUUUCCUUGUAUGUUGGUGUCCUAGGAUGUUAAUUUAACUCCUCACCAGAUUCUUGUUGUAGUUCACCUACAACGUCUAUGCAGUCUGUUGUAGGUGAUUGUGUCACCUCUCUUUUUGUAAACAUUACAGCUUGAUCUUUUACUUACAAAGGAGCUUUGUUGCAUUUCUU